AUGGAUAGCACGGACUACACAUUCGCUCUUUUCUUGGUCAAGUGGGCCAAGAGGAAGAAACUCCGCCCCAAGCUUGCAAUGGCACUCUAUGAGUAUGCCCUUGACAUACCGAUUGAGCGACCACUCAUUCCAGACGUGAGGUUCGAUUUGAACAUGCGCGAUGCCGAUGCCCUACUGUCUUUCCGGUUUGAGGUUGGUGGUGUGCUGGAACUGACCUGUUUGCUGGGGAUUCCCAAUAUCAUCGUAACGAGCUGCCGCGAGCGAAUUGUUGGUGUGGAAGCCAUGUGUAUCUUGCUCCGUCGUCUACGCUACCCUGUGACAUACUACGACAUGGUGGCGACAUUUGGGAGGUCCAGAGAGCAGUUGUGUCGAGCCUUCAUUUAUAUGGUCAGUUUUGUCUAUGGUCAAUGGAGUCAGACGAUUUAUUGCAAACCCGAAUUGUUCGCGCCCGUAUUGCUCAGUAUGCUGCUGCAGUCCAUGCAAAAGGGGCCCCGUUGA
This is a messenger RNA of Aphanomyces astaci, 498 nucleotides long. RefSeq lists its product as hypothetical. The record is from RefSeq and is a predicted model, not a curated record. The transcript has a single exon. Bases 1 to 498 code for a protein of 165 amino acids. NCBI's taxonomy places the organism in Eukaryota, Oomycota, Saprolegniomycetes, Saprolegniales, Verrucalvaceae.